Molecule: messenger RNA, 705 nt
Organism: Pyricularia pennisetigena
Lineage: Eukaryota; Fungi; Ascomycota; Sordariomycetes; Magnaporthales; Pyriculariaceae
Exons: 1
Coding region: 1-705 (234 amino acids)
Biological process (GO): vacuolar proton-transporting V-type ATPase complex assembly
Cellular component (GO): Vma12-Vma22 assembly complex; extrinsic component of endoplasmic reticulum membrane
Source: RefSeq, a predicted model, not a curated record
AUGGAUUUGGAGAUCGAUAACCUCCUCGAGCGCUACCUCGGGCUGCUCGAUGAGUACACCAAGUUACGAGAGGCCCUAGGCGCCACCCUGCGCUCCAUGUACCAAAACAUUGCGCGGGCCAACUUCUCGGCCGAGAGGGGCAUGCGCUACGGACCCGACCAUUUCGACGAGCGCAUGCAGGCCGUCAGGAAGCUGCGGGUGGUGGAUGCCGAGCCUGGAUCGUCACCGCCUGGCGACGCCGGUAGCCCUCGGUUCGUGGUGGCGGGGCCCGAUUCGACCGCCGCCGCCCCUGCCCCCAAGACACGAAGCACCGCCGGCGACGAUGACGCCAGUCCGUCUAGCGAACCGGGUCUCGGUCAGGGCGGCGACGGAGCAGGGAGCGAGGACGCCCGGCCCGACGAUGCCGGAACGACCGGGGAAACCGCCGAUGGCAAGACCGCCCCGGCAAGGCCCAAGGAUCCGCUGCGGUGGUUUGGGCUGUUCACGCCGGCGCCCCUGCGGUCGGCCCAGGGCCAGGCAGUCAAGCUGGUCGAGGAGCUCGUCCCGAGGCUCGCUACCGUAACGGCCGAGAUGGCAAACGUCGAGAUUGAGGUGCGCAGGGCGAGGAAGAAGCGUGCCAAGGCCGCCGCCGCCGCUGCGAAGGAAGCAGACGAAGGGCCACAAUCGAAGCAGCCUGCGUCUGGUCCGGAGCUUGCUGUUGCUUGA